AUAGCAAAAUUAGAAAGAGAAAGAGGAAGAGAAAGAGAGCGUGUGGAAGAAGACAAUGAGCGAUUGUAAACGCUGUGUACCGUUAGCUUCUGCCAUGGAAGCUUCUUCUUCCAGCGAAGAUAAUGUUUCUAACAAAAGGAAGACCACCACUUCGUAUGAGUUUUUGUUAACCUCUACUUCGGAUGCGCCGCACCGCCAGCGUCUUCCUAGCUUCGGUUAUUCUCUAGCCGCGGCUAGGUUCAACGACGUCACCGUGUCGCCGGAAGGUUCGCUCAAUUCCUCCGGCACGGUUGUUUCCUUCGAAUUCUGCUCAGAUCGCUCUCCGCGCUCUUUCUGUAGCUCCGCCUUUGAAGUCGCGAUGGAGCUCGACACGACGCCGUUAGAUCUGGAGGUUCAGACCAAGGGUUUCGUAACUGUUGACUCAACGUUCCACAAUUUCAAAUCCAGCAGUUUGUUGAGUGAGCAGUGUGGAGACUCGGAAGAAUCGGCGGCUGUGGUGAGGCAGCAUGAGCAAAAAUCUACGGCAGCGAAGAAGGAGAAGGUGCCAGAGGUGGAGAUUGAAGAGUUCUUCGCAAUGGCUGAGAAGUACGAACAAAAACGGUUCGCUGAGAAGUACAACUUUGAUAUUGUUGCAGAUAUGCCGUUGGAGGGUCGGUACCAGUGGGUUCGUUUACAGUGAAUCCCUUGAGAGAGAGAGAGAGAGAGAGAGAGAGAGAGAGAGAGAGAGAGAGAGAGAGAGAGAGAGAGAGAGAGAGAGAGAGAGAGAGUGACUGAUUCUGUGUUUAUUUGUAGAGUGUAGUGGAAGAAAGAAGCUAAUUAACCUGACAGGAGGUAACACGAAAUUGAGGUUGCAAAUUCUGGUUGCUCCGGGUAGACGGUGAUGGCUGGUGUUGGCGGCGCGUGGUGCGUUUGGUUGAUUUUUUAAUUUUACUUUUUGUGUACAGAUAACUGUUUAGUACAACUAGCUGGCUACUUUUAUUCCUUAAUUAUUCCCUUUCUGCAAUAACGCAACCUUCGCGAUCAUAGAUAGAACUUGUAGGGAGAAAAAGAGAGAGAAAGAGAGAAAGGAACUGGGUUAAGUGGGAAAACAAAAAAAAUAUACAAAGAGCACAGAAAUUCCCAUAGUGAAUUAGUGGCUUAAUGUUUUAGAAUUUGUAGUUUGAGACCGUCUCUUUCAGUGUUUCCAGAAGAACAAAGGGGUUCAGCUAAUUCUUAGGGCUGUUUUAUUACUCAUUAUUGGAAGAAUUCAUGGAUAGA
Messenger RNA from Arachis stenosperma, 1257 nucleotides. RefSeq names its product cyclin-dependent kinase inhibitor 7-like. The transcript has 4 exons. The record is from RefSeq and is a predicted model, not a curated record. Gene Ontology annotation, molecular function: cyclin-dependent protein serine/threonine kinase inhibitor activity. NCBI's taxonomy places the organism in Eukaryota, Viridiplantae, Streptophyta, Magnoliopsida, Fabales, Fabaceae. Gene Ontology annotation, cellular component: nucleus. Gene Ontology annotation, biological process: negative regulation of cyclin-dependent protein serine/threonine kinase activity. The coding region runs from base 56 to 679 and encodes 207 amino acids.